This is a messenger RNA of Malaclemys terrapin pileata, 1842 nucleotides long. It is a transcript of the gene NDUFA12, whose product is annotated as NADH:ubiquinone oxidoreductase subunit A12. The record is from RefSeq and is a predicted model, not a curated record. Gene Ontology annotation, cellular component: membrane. Lineage: Eukaryota; Metazoa; Chordata; Testudines; Emydidae. Gene Ontology annotation, biological process: response to oxidative stress; mitochondrial respiratory chain complex I assembly. Bases 79 to 519 code for a protein of 146 amino acids. The transcript is spliced from 4 exons.
GCUGUCUGUCCGUGCCGGAAACCAGGUCGCCCGGAACUGUCGGUCGCGGCUGCGCCCGGCCCAGCGGCGGCCGCCAAGAUGGCGGAGUACGUGCGGGUGCUGAGGCGGGCGCUGCAGCAGCUCGGGGGUCACGGCGGCCUCCGCGGCGUCCUCUGGCAGCUGCUCAGGGUCAACGAUUUGAAGAUCGGUGCUCUAGUAGGUGUUGACAAAUAUGGAAACAAAUACUAUGAAGACAAAAAGAAUUUUUUUGGUCGACAUAGAUGGGUUCAGUAUACUACUGAAAUGAAUGGCAAAAAUACAUUCUGGGAAAUGGAUGGAAGCAUGGUGCCACCGGAAUGGCAUCGUUGGCUUCACUGCAUGACUGAAGACCCUCCAACUACUCAUCCACCAGUUGCUCGUAAAUUCAUUUGGGAGAACCACAAAUUCAAUCUGAGUGGCACUCCUGGGCAGUAUGUCCCUUUCUCUACAACACGUAAAAAGAUACAGGAGUGGAUCCCACCUACAACCGCUAACAAAUAAUUGAAAAGCCUGACUUGCCUAAAACUAGUUUCUCAAUGAAAACUGUACCUUCAUCGUUUGGUUGGUUUAAAAUAAAAGCCUCUGACAAAAGUAAAAGUUUGUUUUUAUUGGGAUUGAAGAACAUUUUUACAAACAAAAAUAGGAAGUGUUUAAAAAAAAAAGUGGGUAAGAGGCCAAGUAAAGAAUAGUGUUACCUUUAUUCAAAUAUUUUUAUCAGAUAUCUUCAUGUGCUUUUUUCCUCUCUGUGGUUUUUAAAUAAACCUUACUUUUCUAGUAUUUAUUACAUCUAACUGUUGCUAUGACAGUCAUGUCUCAUCUGUAUAAUAUCCAGAUAGAUGUGAAAUACAGUAAUGUUCCUCUGAGGCUGAACGUACAAAUAAUGUAAUGGGGCAGGAUAGUAACAAUGGACCAUUUCCAACACUAUACCUAAGUAGUGCUCCCAGGACUCAUUUCUAGGAAGCCAUCUCUUUAAAAAAAAAUAAUAAUAAUAAUUAUAUUGCAAGUGAGAAAGGAGUGCCAAUAAAGAAUCUUAGCGUUUUCUUUACAAAUACUUUUGUUAUUCUGCAUAUACGUACGUGUGUGUAUACACACACACACACACACACACACACACACACUAUGCUAUAGCAUGUAAUGUAACAAUAUAACAUAUUUUAAAACUUCCACAGUAAUCUAUAUGGUGGAAGUUCAUCAGGAGGAGAAAGAAAGGGCUGAAUUAAUGGGACAAAUUUUCAUAUGCAGACACUUAGGCUGUAAUUUACAUGUCUGCAUCCACAAAUGUGUGUGCAAUGCAGGAUUUUUGGACUAAGCCUUUACUGCCUGCUUUUGACAAUUUGUUCCAAUGUAUCUACAUACAUUAGUGGUCAUUACAUAGAUGUCCCAGGGUAUUGUCUGCUUAUACAUGGAAUAUCGUUUGCAAUUUUGUAGCUGUGUUGGUCCCAGGAGAUGAGAGAAACAAGGAUGGGUGAGGUAAUAGCCUUUAUUGGACCAACUUCUUUAGGUGAAAGAGACAAGUUUUUGAGCUCCACAGAGCUCUUCUUCUGAUCUGGGAAAGGUAAUCAUAGUAUCACAGCUAAAGGUAAGGUGGAACAAAUUGUUAAGCAUAAGGAAUUAAUACGUUGCAAGAAAAUAUUCAAAAUGAAAUGGUCAGUUAACACCUCUGUAGUCAUAGGACUGAAGAUGUUCUCUCUCUGUGUGUGUAUGUGUGUAUAUAUAUGUGUAUAUAUAUAUCUUCCUACUGUAUUUUCCACUGCAUGCAUCUGAUGAAGUGGGCUGUAGCCCACGAAAGCUUAUGCCCAAAUAAAUUUGUUAGUCUCUAAGGUG